GUGAUAUUUUAAGAAACAGACGUAACUAAAACAGUUAGGCGCUACCCUACCCAAAUUCUUACAACCCCUAUCCUAUCCUCAUCCUUAAUUCCCAUCACACUCCCUGUCGUUCCCAAUUAGGCAACUUUCAAGUCCAAUUUGUUAAGGGAGGUGGCGAAGUGGUAUGUGAGCCUCUCCUGUGCUAUGACUUACACAGCGGAGCCGUACGCGGGGAUGAAGGGGUCCUGGUGUUUGAGCGGAAAAGGUAGCUGUGGCACCCCGGAUGCAAUACAGCACUUUGGCCUGGAUUUCCAGCUAGACGGCAACCACGUAGUCCACCAGCUACGUGGCAACGGUCUUGGCGUCUUCCGUCUCUGGGUCGCCGGCGAGGGCCGUGGAGGUCACUUAACAUCUCAGUGACGAAAUCCAGCCAUGCUGAAGGAGUAAAGUUGCAGGGAACUACUGAUAGACUAUCACCCUUGUAACUGCAGCUCCCAAUGUCGCGCUAGGAGGAAAACUUUGCGUCCCUAUAUAUUUUUAAUAUCAGCAAUCCAAUUGUGACUCCGUGGCGGGUGAGACUGACGAGGAUGAAAACAACAACUUAUGUGGACAUAGAAAGCCAAAGACCCCAUGAUAAAGACCUAGCGAAGAAAGACCUGGUGAAGUGGCAACCCAGUGACAAACAACAAUCAUGGGACGAUGACCUUGACUCCUGGCAGCAGGUUACCAACCGACGUAAACAUUGGCAGGGUGAGGACAGGAAUAAGACUCAGAACGAUGAACCACGACAAAGAAGGACCAAACUCGGACAAAGGGCUAGGAAGGCUCGUAACAGAAAAAGGGCUUAAGAAACAGCUAGUAAGCCAACUGUAACGGGUCACGAGGAUAAUACCAAAGACAAACAGAGUAGACAGGAAGAACAGACCAACAAACAGCCAACGUCGAAGAGGCCAAGACUGGACGAUACGGUCUCCCCAAGGGGAGAGCAUAAAAAACCUAGAGCGGAAGAACCGCGUCCAACACCAGCCAAAAUUUCAUUCACCGAUGCGGCCACAGCAGACCUACUGGUGAAUUAUCACCAGAAAGAAGACCGGACAUCUGACCAUAGCUCAAGCAUCACAGGUGCUUGAAGCCCUAGAAGAAGCCGUAGUGAUGGAAACUCUAGAAGCAGGGCCGUCGACAGAGGAAGGACCAAACCUUAAGGGGAAGCCAACUAUUGGGGACGAGUUUCUCAGUCAACACCCAACACCGUCAGACACCCAAAACACUGGAUUGGGUGAAGAAGACUGUGGCCAAUAUGAAAAUCCCAGGAUUGGACGAUCUGACAGUACAAAGACAAAUUGACAGACCUAAGAGGGUGGUAUGUGGUCUACUCGUGCCCGGAACGAGAGCUCCACACAUGACCGCGAAGCUGUUACGCCACCAAAACAAAUUUGCCGACGUAGAUAGAUGUAUACUGCAUAAGGCCAUAGAAGGUGACGACAACACGUUCUUUAUCUUCAGCACCACCAGGGACGUGGCAGAGAAAAUUUUGGCAAGAGGGAGAAGACUGUGUUACCUGAUGGGCUCGGUAUAUGUGGAUACUUGUGGAUACUCGGUAUAUGUGGUAGCCGUGGAUUGGCCACAGAUGAUGUUAUUCCUACCACUAGUAAGUGGUAAGACAUUCUACAACCCAGAUAAUUGCGCACCGCGGACCCUGUAUUGUUUGCUCCUAACAUAUACAGGCUCAAAUAAUGACACAAUUUUGUUCCAGCGAUCUAACAAUAAUAAUAAUAAAACAGCAACAAAAUCUAAGUGUACCGAAUCUAGUGGUGGCCUCUGCCUACAUGCCGGAAGGAGCGGAAACACCGCCAAGGGAUCUGGAUGAACUGGUACGACACUGUGAACAAACAAAUAAGGCACUGAUCAUCAGCACAGACUCCAAUGCACACCAUCAAUUAUGGGGCAUGAACUAAAGUAACAAACGAGGUGAGGAACUGGUUGAUUAUUUUUUUACAACUAAUCUCAGCCUUCUUAACAAAGGCUCUAAACCUACUUAUGUAACAGAAGAGCUAACAGCAUACUUGACCUUAAAUUAACGAUCAAGGAAGCAGCAGCACUGAUUUCUGACUGGCAAGUAUCGUCAGAAGCCUCUUGUUCCGACCAUAGAUGGCUCAGGUAUUCAUUAUCGCAAUACAAACCAAUACAGUUGAACUGAGACGCUUACCAAGGAAGACAAACAAAAGACUAUAUCUAAAGCAGGUAAAUCCUUCAUUAAAUCUGAUAAAAGACAAAAGUUUGAAAGACACGA
Messenger RNA from Diatraea saccharalis (sugarcane borer), 2269 nucleotides. The record is from the annotation of a GenBank genome assembly. NCBI's taxonomy places the organism in Eukaryota, Metazoa, Arthropoda, Insecta, Lepidoptera, Crambidae.